Molecule: messenger RNA, 9420 nt
Organism: Alligator sinensis (Chinese alligator)
Lineage: Eukaryota; Metazoa; Chordata; Crocodylia; Alligatoridae
Gene: KMT2E
Product: lysine methyltransferase 2E
Exons: 25
Coding region: 3173-8662 (1829 amino acids)
Molecular function (GO): protein binding
Source: RefSeq, a predicted model, not a curated record
GUUAGGUUCAGUAGGGGGCUUGCUAUAAGAAUUGCUGUUUGACCUUUUGUAUCCUGUAUUUUAUAGGUGGUCCCUUCUGGUCUUGCCAACUUUUCAUAGAUUCAGAGUUUCUAUUUAAUAUCUAAACGGCCCUUCAACAAAAACAGGGGUGAGAAGGGUGAUACACUAUUUCUGAUGUCUUGCCUAUGUAAGAAAAAUGCAUCUCUUUGGAGAGUCUUUACAUUUGAGUGCCUUUUGCCAUCUAGAACUAGAAAUUACCACUUUGAAGGGACAUCAGCUUGAAAUUCACCAUUAAGAUCUUGAGGGACCUUUCUGUAAAUCCCUCUCCCAGUUUUAUGAUAAAUUUUCCAUGCUUUUUCUCUUGUUAUAUAAUAGCAAUUUUUCUAUGAUUGUCAAAAUCUUGCAUCUGUACGCACAGACCAGAAGGAGAGCCCUGUUGUUCCUGUCCAUAAAGUGCACCAGCAAGUCCUUUACACUGCCUUCAUGCAGCUUUACCAGUGCAGAAUCUUCUCUCCAGUUCCAUCUCUGCUUCAGAAAUACUGUGUAUUAUUUCAUAUAAUAAAGGAAAUCAGAAUUUUGGAAUAAACAUUACAUAGAGGCAAUAGAAAUCUAGUUUAUACAAAACCAUGGAAACCUGUUUGCUGCUUCUGUAAGAAGGGAAGAAUUUCCCAGCCAUCAGGCACCUGGAAGUGGUUGAUGGGGUAGACUAAGGAACAUUAUGGAAAUGGCACACAAAGACUAGCUAGCAAAAUAUAUGGUACCCUCUAGUUUUCUAUCUCAAACUUAUAACCCAUAGCUGUUCCAUCUAGCAUUUGUGUUGUGAGAAACUGGACUUCCCUCUCUCCUCUCUCCCCUUGUGGUCCUGGAAGAAAUAUGAGAGGAAGAAGAAUCUGCUAGCUCUACUGAAAAAGCAGUCCUGAGGCUUCAGCCGGUUCUCCAACUUUCUCCCCCUCCCCACACACGCACACUCCUCUCCCUGUUUUAUACAUCCCAUCAAAGUAAAAGGAGCGUUGGGAUUGGGACUAAAAAAUGUUAAUGUGUUUUGUGUUUUUAAAACUAAUUGACCUGCAUGUGUGCUGCAUUUGAAUUCUUCCACUUCCAUGUGGUGCCAGGCUAAGUGAAGGUGGGAGAAGAGUGUUCUAAAUGCAUUCUACUGUCACAAACUGGAAUUAAAAGGACACACAACCACAGGAUGCAUGUGAACAUCAUUAGAUCCCAGGAAUAAUAUUGUGUAUGCAGAAUAUCUUGGUGACAAUGAGUUACUUACUUGCUAAAGCUUAAAUGGACUUUAAAGCCUCAAAGAUUUAAUAAUUUGCAAUCUAAACAUGUUUUGCUCCAUUUCCGUUUGCAUUUUGGAGGAAAGGAGGUUCCAAAAAGAAAAACCUAGCACUGUGAUUAAACUUAAAGGAGGGUGAUCUCAAAAUAACAGGACUCAGAUGCAAGGAAACCAAUAUCCUAGACUUGUUAUGGAAGUUACAUAAGAAUGCCAUAGUUAAGUCACUUACCUCAUGCAUUUAUGCUAAAUUAAAAAGAACCGGUGAUGCAGGAAUGCAAGACUUAAAGUUUAUAUGCUUGAAUGAUAAGGUUCAAAGAGAUUAUUUCUAAUAAACUAAAAUCCUUCAAAGGCUGAAAAUCUAGGCCAGAUAAAGUCAAUAAAAGAAGUGCAUGCAGUUUACCUUGCAUAAUUUAAUCUGAAAAUUUGAAGUAGGAGGUCAAAGAGGAGAUUUGAAAGGCAAUUAGAAAAAAAAAAACCCUUUUCUUUACCUAGUAAUCUACAAGACCUAUCAAUUCUCUUACAGUCUUUUAAUAUUAAAGGGGGGCAAUAAAGGAGGGUAGAGAAACUUCAUAGAAGCUAAAUGGCUUCCUUUUAUUAGUUUUUCAGAAAAGAGGAUAUUUGAAGGGCCUGAUUGUUUUACAUAAUAAUGAUGAGGUACUGACAGGCUAACAGCAAUGAGGAAAUGUUGGAACAAAUUGGUAAAUUAGACACGAGUACUGAAAAAACUUCCAAAUUAAAUAAUUGUAAUAAUAAUUAAAUAAUUGUGUAAUUUUUGUAAGAGCUUUGUUUUGUUGGAUAUUAUGUUAUAGUCCUCCACAUAACAUUUUACUUGUCUAACAGAGAAACAGCAUGGUUUUAGAAAAUGUGGACCAGUUAUUUUUCAGUACCGGGUAAUUUAGUUGGACUGAUAACCUAAAAUGACUGAGCAGGCUAUUACUACGUGAAAUGUUGCAGUAAAAUACUGCAUAAAAUAGUGGGAUUAUGUAUGUUGUGUAUUGUAUUUGGGUUUCAACAGGAUUCUUCCCUCUCCCCAACUUUGUUGGUUCUUUUUUUUAAUACCAAAUGUAAUCCAUGUAUGGAACUCUUUAUCUUAAAAUGCUAUGUUUGGGGAAAAUUGGGUUAAAAACAUUUAAACAUGAAAACAUUCACAAUGUUGAGAGCUUUUACUGUGAGACUAGAUAAUAAUCCAAUUACUAAAUAAUGGGGAUUGGGAAGAGCCUUUCCCUGUGGGUAGGCUAUUCAUUAUUUAUUCUCUACAGGGUUUGUUACAUCUGCUGGACUACUAGCCUCAUCCAGUAUGGCGAUUCCUGUAGUCCAAGCACCUGCUUUGGAGAGUUGUGUAAAGAACCAUAAGAUGGACACCUUGGGAAUAUUACAGUGCAACACAUGGGACAUUUCUGGGUCUGGACAUGGCGUAAAUGAUUCCUCCCUUCUCUCCUUGAGAUUCCACUGCCCGCUAUCCAAAAUGACAGUUUUCAACAUGUUAUGGUAUUUUCAGGACGUAGCCUGCAGCCAUAGCUGCAGCAGUGCACUUUUGUCUAGUGCAGAUGGACCCUGUACUUGAGAUUUUUUUCCUUUAGGUUGAGUGCUUGGUGUAAAAGAGAAAUGUCAAAAUAUUGGCAAUACGGUACCCUCUUUGAAGAAUAUCAUUGCAAGCAACACAAAUUUUGUUCUCUGAGCUAGCUGCUGGUGACUGAAUACCACAUUAUUUUGCAGCAGCUGUUCCUGGUUGGAGUAACAUUGGAGGGUUCUGCAUCCUGGUCUUUUUGCUGAAGAAAGAAGGGUUUGUGGAUGCACUUAGAUGUUUGCAAUGAGCACUGUGGCUGGCAUGCCCCAGUGUUUUGGAUACCAAUGCAUAGGACUCCGUAGUAAUCGAAUUUAUCAGAAACGAACGUCAUGAGCAUAGUGAUCCCAUUGGGGGUUGAUACAGCAGAACCUUCUUAUUUGGAAAUGGCUGCAGGCUCAGAACCAGAAUCUGUAGAAGCUAGCCCAGUGGUAGUUGAAAAAUCAAACAGUUACCCACACCAGUUUUAUACCAGCAGCUCUCAUCAUUCACACAGUUACAUUGGUUUGCCUUAUGCGGACCAUAACUAUGGUGCUCGUCCUCCUCCAACGCCUCCAGCAUCUCCUCCUCCAUCCGUUCUUAUUAGCAAGAAUGAAGUAGGCAUAUUUACCACUCCCAAUUUUGAUGAAACUUCCAGUGCUACUACCAUCAGUACGUCAGAGGAUGGAAGCUAUGGAACUGAUAUUACCAGGUGCAUUUGUGGCUUUACCCAUGAUGAUGGAUACAUGAUCUGUUGUGACAAAUGCAGGAGUUUAGAUAAAGAAAGGGCUGUGCUGCUGCAGCGAAGAAAAAGAGAAAAUAUGUCAGAUGGGGAUACCAGUGCAACAGAAAGUGGUGAUGAGGUUCCUGUAGAACUGUAUACAGCUUUUCAGCACACACCAACUACAAUUACUCUAACUGCUACCAGAGUUACUAAGGUCAAUGACAAGAAAAGGAAAAAAAGUGGGGAGAAAGAACAGAACAUUGCAAAAUGUAAAAAAGCUUUCCGUGAAGGAUCUAGGAAAUCUUCAAGAGUAAAGGGUUCAGCUCCAGAAAUUGAUCCUACUGAUAUUUCAAACUUUGGAUGGGAAACUAAAAUCAAGGCAUGGAUGGAUCGUUAUGAAGAAGCAAAUAACAACCAGUACAGUGAAGGUGUUCAGAGAGAGGCUCAAAGAAUAGCUCUGAGAUCAGGCAAUGGAAACGACAAAAAAGAAGUCAACACCAGCAAUCUCAUCUUCAAACCUCCAGUAGAGAGCUAUGUGCAAAAAAACAAGAAAAUUCUGAAAGCUGCCAAAGACUUGCCUCCAGAUGCACUUAUUAUUGAAUACAGAGGAAAAUUCAUGCUGAGAGAACAAUUUGAAGCUAAUGGCUAUUUCUUUAAAAGGCCAUACCCUUUUGUUUUGUUCUAUUCAAAAUUCCAUGGGCUAGAAAUGUGUGUUGAUGCACGAACCUUUGGAAAUGAAGCUCGUUUCAUCAGACGUUCUUGUACACCAAAUGCUGAGGUGAGGCAUGUAACUGAAGAUGGCACGAUUCAUCUUUAUAUUUACUCCAUCCAAAACAUUCCAAAGGGAACAGAAAUUACUAUCGCAUUUGAUUUUGAUUAUGGAAAUUGUAAAUAUAAAGUGGAUUGUGCUUGCCUCAAAGAAAAUCCGGAGUGUCCAGUUCUUAAACGUGGUUCUGAGCCUACAGAAAACAUCAACACUGGGUAUGAGACCAGAAGAAAAAAGGGAAAGAAAGAGAGAGACAUUUCAAGAGAGAAAGAAACUCAAAAUCAGAAUAUCACGCUGGAUUGUGAAGGAGCAGCUACUAAAAUGAAACUCCCAGAUAAUAAGCAGAGGAAACUCUCUCCCCUCAGACUGUCCAUUUCCAAUAACCAGGAGCCAGAUUUUAUUGAUGAUAUAGAAGAAAAAACUCCCAUUAGCAAUGAAGUAGAAAUGGAAUCAGAGGAGCAGAUUGCAGAAAGGAAAAGGAAGAUGACAAGAGAAGAACGGAAAAUGGAAGCUAUCCUCCAAGCUUUUGCUAGACUAGAAAAAAGAGAAAAAAGAAGAGAGCAGGCUUUGGAAAGAAUCAGCACAGCUAAAACUGAAGUUAAGUCAGAAUGCAAGGAAGCACAGAUUAUCAAUGACACAGAAUUCAUUCAGGAACCAGCAAAAGAAGAAACUGCCACCAAGCCAGCCCCUGCCAAAGUUAAUAGAGCUAAACAGAGAAAAAGUUUCUCUCGGAGCAGGACUCAUAUUGGACAGCAGCGUAGACGACACAGAACUGUGAGCAUGUGCUCAGAUAUCCAGCCAUCUUCUCCUGAUGUGGAAGUUACUUCACAACACAAUGAAACGGAGAACCCUGCACUUGCAACUGAGCCUGAAACAGAAACUACUGUUGCAGAAAUAGUUGCUGAAAUGGAAGCUCCAGCACUUAAUAAAUGCCCUACUAAGUAUCCUAAAACAAAGAAGCACUUGGUCAGUGAAUGGUUAAGUGAGAAGAAUGAGAAGACGGGAAAGCCUAUGGACAGCCUUUCAGAAAGGCCUCUGCGCAUAACUACAGAUCCUGAAGUUCUGGCUACACAACUGAAUUCUUUACCAGGUCUCACUUACAGUCCACAUGUAUAUUCUACUCCUAAGCACUAUAUUCGUUUUACUUCACCAUUCCUUUCGGAAAAGAGGAGGAGAAAAGAACCCGUGGAAAACCUAACUGGGUCUUGUAAGAAGCGUUGGCUGAAGCAAGCUUUGGAAGAAGAAAAUUCAACGAUGAUUGAUAAAUAUAAUUCGCCAUCUCGAGAGAGAUCCAGAAGUCCUGCAAUCAAUGGUGAAAAUAAAAGUCCAUUAUUACUGAGUGACAGCUGCUCCUUAACAGAUCUAACCACACCGUUAAAAAAACGAAGACUGUAUCAGUUGCUGGAUCCUGCUUAUUCAGAAACUUCAACACCUACACCGUCUCCAUAUGCCACACCAACUCAUGCUGAUAUCACUGCCACAGACUCAUCAUUGUUUGCUACUCCUCCUAGGAUAAAAGCAGAAGACGAUACUUGUAGAAAUGGUUACAAACCCAUAUAUUCACCAGUUACCCCUGUAACUCCAUCUCUACAUGGAAAUGCCAUGCACUUUGAGAAUAUUUCCUCACCUGACAGUUCUCCAGAAAUUAAGAGGCGAGCUUAUAGUCAAGAGGGAUAUGAGAGAUCAUCGAUUCUAGCACUGAAUUCUUUCAGAAAUUCCAACCUGACAGAAAUGAGCCUGCAAGAAAUAAAGACGAUUGGAUAUUCCAGUCCAAGGAACAGGACCGAUGUCACCAGGCAGUGCACUGGAGAAAAAGAAUCUGUGUCAGACCUCCAGUUGGGACUCGAAGUAAUUGAGCAAAGUGCACUGCAUAAAAACCUGGAAGCCCCCUCACAUGAUAGGACUGAUUCAAGCAGCCAGUUAGAAACAGCUCACUGUGGACGGGGCACGGUUUAUUCCUGGGUAAAAAGUCCCGAUAGGACAGGUGUAAAUUUCUCAAUGAAUUCUAAUUUAAGGGACUUGACACCUUCGCAUCAGUUGGAAGUAGGAGGUGGAUUCCGAAUAAAUGACUCAAAGUGCCUGAUUCAAGAUGACGGUAGAGGCAUGUUCAUGGAAGCAUCUGUUUUUUGUACUACAGAAGAUGGAAUUGCAUCUGGCUUUGGAAGGACUGUCAAUAAUGACAACUUGAUAGAUGGAAAUUGCACUCCCCAGAAUCCUCCACAAAAGAAAAAGGUAUCAUUAUUAGAAUAUCGUAAGAGACAAAGGGAAGCUAGAAAAAGUGGCUCCAAGGCAGAAAACUUUUCCCUGGUUACUAUGUCUCCUCAUGCUGCUGGUGGAGGAAGUAUAAGCAGUAAUAGUGGUGCUAGUGAUGGAUAUAACAACAGUGGUGGUGAAAACGGAGAGCAAACUGAUAACACCACAAACCUACCUUUGCCACUGCCAACUACUGUUUAUAAUGCGGCUCCAGAAGAAAUUAACAGCAAUUGUCAAAUUAAAGAAGCUUCUUCUAGUGAGAAGAAUGAUCCAGAAGUUCAGUGGACCGCUUCAACAUCAGUGGAACAAGUGAGGGAACGAAGUUAUCAGAGAGCUUUACUUCUCAGCGAUCAUAGGAAGGAUAAGGACAGUGGGGGAGAAUCACCUUGUAGCCCAUGCUCACCGUCUCAUGCUCAGUCUCCACCUUCAUCUCACUCAAAUAUCAUUCCCCAGUUGCAACUUAAGGUCCCUCCUUUCACUGAACUUAUGGAAGAGCCCGAUCCUGAAAAUCCAGAGCCUGCAACUGAAUGUCCAUCUCCAGAUACUUCGCAAAAGACUUGCAAGAGUCCUUCAAAACUGAGCAAGCCUUCUUCACCAAAUUCUGGAGUUUCAACUCAGUCACUUGGGAAAACCCCCACAAAGCCAGAUCCCCACUGGGAAGCUGCUGCUAAUGCACCCGAGGCUGAGAACCUGAAUCAUCCAAAACCUGAGCUGCAACAGAAACAGCUGACAAAUAACGUCCAAGCACUUUCAAAAAAUCACCCGUCGCAGUCACAUUUGCGCAGUUCGAGUGAGCAACUUUCACAUUCACAGAAGCUGCCUUCUGCACCUUUAAAGCUGCAUUGUCCCCCUUCACCUCAUGUAGAAAAUCCUCCCAAGUCAUCUACUCCCCACACACCUGUACAGCAUGGGUAUCUGUCACCAAAGCCUCAUUCUCAGCAGUUGGGAUCUCCAUACAGACCUCAUCAUCCCCAGUCACCUCAAGUUGGAGCACCUCAGAGAGAGACCCACAGAAGUUUUUAUCCAGCCACACAGAACCUGCAGCCUAGUAAUCAGCAGCAGGCUAGUGGACCGAUAUUUACUCAGACAUCUUCAGGACAAUCUUCAGCUUCUUAUAGCCAGUUUAAUCAACAAAAUCUGAACAACAGUGCACCACCUCCACCCCCACCUCCACCUCCUUCUUCUACUUAUUAUCAAAACCAGCAGCCCUCUGGAAACUUUCAGAAUUAUAAUCAGCUAAAGGGUAACAUGCCCCAACAAACUGUGUUUUCAUCUGGGCCAAAUCAAGCACUUCCUGGUGCUGCAGGCCAGCAAGCAGUUCCGGGACACCAUGUAACUGCAGGGCACUUUUUGCCAUCUCAGAACCCCAGUAUUCACCAUCAGGCUUCAGCAUCUGCUGCUCCGCCACCACCGCCACCACCGCCUGCACCUGGACCUCAUCUUGUACAGCAGCAAAGUUCCCAUCAGCAGCAUUCUGUAGCACACGUUGUAGGGCCAGUUCAUGCAGUGGCGGUAACUCCUGGGUCGCACAUUCAUUCUCAAGCUGCUGGUCACCAUUUGCCGCCUCCACCUCCACCGCCAGGUCCGUUACCCCACCAUCAGCCUCCUCAUCCCACAACAGGACACCAAGGGUUGCAAGCACAACACCAGCAUGUAGUGAAUUCAGCUCCUCCUCCACCCCCACCCCCACCCUCCAACGUUUUAGGCUCUGGGCACCACCCAGCAUCAGCACAAGGGUUACAUCACACCUCUCAUCAAGGACCCCCGCAUUUUCCUUCAAAUGCUCAUUCAAGUGUAUCUUCCUAUUCAUCACAAGCCCCACAUCAUACAACCCUGGGACCUGGACCUCAACAUCAGCCUGCUGGAACAGGACCCCACUGUCCGCUACCAGGUCAAGGUCCUCAUAUCCAGCCUCAAGGACCAAACAGUAUUCCAACGCCUACUGCUUCAGGGUUCUGUCCUCAUCCUGGCUCUGUUACCCUUCCCCACGGAGUGCAAGGACCUCAGCAGGCAUCUCCAGUGCCUGGACAAAUUCCAAUUCACAGAGCACAGGUGCCACCGACUUUUCAAAACAAUUACCAUGGUUCAGGAUGGCAUUAAAACAAACCCCUUCAUUCUAAACAUUUUUAAAAUGUUCUGUAAGAUAAACUGUGUAUAUUUCAUAUGUACCUGUUCAAGGUACUUUUUAAAGCUUGUACAUGAUACUUUGUAUAAAAGCAAACACCAGUGCUCUUUCAUUGUAUUCUUUCCAUUUUUUGCUUUUUAAAAUUCCUGAAAAUGUGCUGUUAAGCCAGUAUUAGGUAUUUCUUUUUAUUUUGUAAGUGAACAUUCCAGCUGUUUUUUCUGGCAGUAGAUUUGAUGCUGCAUAAUCUUUAAAUUUUAUUGUUGCAGUUAAAUUCAUUUAGUGAAUGUUUUCUAUAUUACUUUUUAUACAUAUGUAAUUAAAUAAGUACACAGCUAAGUGAUGGCACUAACAGGUUUUUCAUUUUCUUCUGUCAACAGUUUUGUGUGCAAAUAGAUAGAAAACAAUGCAAUACAGACUUUUAUAGUUUGGUGUGGACAUGGCUUUUUGUUUCAUCAGUUAUUUGCAGAAAAUGUAAUUUAAUGUAUAGACUGUUUCUAAUGUCUGACAAGUGCUGUAAAUACUGUAUUUCUUUUGCGUGUAAAAUUGCUUAAGGCUUCUUUCAUUUGAUAUAGUAUUGUACAUAAUGACAGGUCUCUUUUGCAAAAAAUGUGUGAUCUUUGUGGAAGUAGUACAGUAUAUGAUCUUUAAUUUUUUUAAUAUACUGUCACAUUGCAGCACUGGUUGGGCAUUUUAAUUCAUGUUAAUAAAUCACAACUAUGUCAGUUUUAAUACA